Physcomitrium patens is the source of this 3601-nucleotide messenger RNA. The record is from RefSeq and is a predicted model, not a curated record. NCBI's taxonomy places the organism in Eukaryota, Viridiplantae, Streptophyta, Bryopsida, Funariales, Funariaceae.
CUGCCACUACGACGAUGAAGGCACAGUAUAUGAUAUGGAUGAUACGGCGUGAAGCUCCUCUGCAGGGGGCAUAGACAAGCACAGCAGCGGCACGAGAGAGCUUAUUUGCCAGGAGGGUUUCUCGUGGGGAGGCGGAGAGAAGGAGCAGAGCCAGCAACUAGAGGAGAGCGGAGCCCCCUCUGAAUAUUGUCGGUGUUUUUUGCUGACGCAAGAUUAGCGUAGACGGGUACAUCACAAGAUUGAGCAGGUGGGUUGGCAAGAACUGAGCAGUGGGCCAGGAAGUUUUUGAGCUCUAGUCAGGAGCGGUGGCGGUGGUUCUGGUGUUUUUCCGAAGCCCCGACACGCAAUGUAGUCGUACUUCGGACGCACUCGUUGGAUCAGCGUUGAAGCCACUCACAGCACAUGUUGAAUAUUGUGAUUCGGGUAUCUGAAUAACAGCGUGAGGUUUGCUGCCUUCUGAGCCUGGUACAAGUGCCUGAUACAGUUACAGUACGCCAUCGGCUGUGGGUCCGUUCAUUGUUGGAGGGCCUCCCGAUUUUCUCUGAUCUGUCUCUUGGAUUUUGGGGUGGAGUUUUUUUUAGACAGGAGCAGUUUGAUGUUAGCUUCCGAUCAUCGAAAUCGGAGAGAAGUCAAAUUUCUGGCAACGAUUCAAGUAACAAGUGCUGCAUUGAGUGGCAUUUCGGAUCACCUAACUUACUUCGGAGGAGGGGAAUGGAAAUGAAAGACAUGGAGAUGCCAACAAUAAUAAAGGCUAUGGAAUUGGAGCUCAAUGAUAUUGAGAUAAUGGGAGAUGAACAAUUUCAUAAAAAUCAAUGCAAGAAUUUAGUAGAAAACUUUAAAAAAGGCUUGCAAGGAGUUGAAGCUAUAGUUGGAGUACAUGUGCACACAUUGCAACCAAUAUUGGAGGACUUCUCUCAAAUUAUUGUGAAAGUAAAGUGGCUGAUAAAAAAUUGUUCAAAAAAUUGGAAGAAAGUGAUAUUGAUGCAAAGAUGUAGUCAAGAGACAUUUAGGGAAUUGCUCUUGGAAUUGCAAUGGUUUUACAAUAUGAUUUAUGAAGUUGUUUUCAAAAGAGGAUUAUGUCAAAAGUUGGAGGUUAAUGGAUGUAACAAAUUUGAACCAUGUGGUUUAAAAGAUGUUGCAGAUGAUGAAAGAUUAUUAUUUCAAAAGUUAAAAAAUAUGGUUGAUAGUGUACCUAAUGAUUCAAGUACUUUCAAAUUGAUCAACUAUAUACUAGAAUGGCAAUCUUGCAUUCAAAAGUUUGAAUGCGGAGCAGAAGAGUUUAUGUCUUUUCCUACAAAUUUUGCUGAACCAAAUUAUAAAGAAAAGUUGUAUGAAAGUAUGGGAGUGGUAGUAUAUGUGACAACAUGGUUGGACUUUGAAAGUAUUACAAAGAUUAUUACAUUUGGAAGUGUUGAAGCAAAAGUUAGACUUGAAAAAGAAGCACAUAUUUUAUCAUGUUUGAAUCAUCCAAAUAUUAUUAAGGUGUUUUAUUGUGCCAUUAAAGUUAAUUCAAACCACAGAGGAGAAAUUAUAAUUGGUAUGGAAAAAGGUGAUAUGAGCUUGUUUAAAUUAUUAUGUGACAAUCAAUCUUUGAAGAUGUCUUUUCUACACAAAAUUGAUGUAAUGAUUCAAAUUGCUAAUGCAAUGCUUUACCUUCAUGACAUGAAGAUGGCUCAUCAUGGUUUAAAGCCUCAAAAUGUUGUAAUUGUGAAUUUUGAUAUGGACAAAAUAAAAAAAAAUAGUUUCAUACAUGUAAAAUUGAUAGAUUUUGGAAUAUCUAAAGUGGAAGUAAAUGGUGAUGAAAGACCAACAAAUCAAGGAAUAUAUGGAAUACCUCAUUACAUUGCUCCUAAAGUAAGAUAUCCUAUAAACCAAGUUAAUUCAUUCAAAGCGGACGUUUUUAGUUUUGGAAUUCUUUGUUGUGAUAUUUUGACAAGUGUUGCAAACAAAUGGGACUAUAGAGACUCUUCUAUUUAUGUAAAGAAGAGAUUAAAAAGCUUAUGCAAAUUUGAUCAUAGACUUCAAUUAAUGAUUAAAGAAUGUUUAGAUAUAAGAUAUCCUUCAAAAAGACCUUCAUUUCUAGAAAUUGUGAAGAGCUUGAUGGAAGUGAAGAAAUAUUUUCUUGAAGAUGAACUUAUAAAGAAUGAAAAGAUGAUAUUCAAUUCCAAUAUAUCAAUUGGAAAGAAUCUUGUGCGACAUUUACAAGAUUGGAUCAUAAAUAUUUAUAAGUUGCCUAAACAUAGAUGCAUAAGUAAUAAUGAAAUGAGUAAUGAGUAUAUAAAUAUAUCUAAUGAUACACCAUAUAUUUAUGAUUCAAAUAUUGACAAGUAUUUAAAAAAGAAAAAUAAAUAUUCAAGUCUUCAAUUAAAGUUUUUGGAAUUGAAGAAGCUACUUCUUAAAAACAACAUGGUAGGUAUAGUUGGUAUGGCUGGCAUAGGUAAAUCUACAUUGGUGAAGGCUUUUAAAGAACACAUUGAGAAAAAAUGAUGAAACAAAACAAUGUUUUUGUCAAAUGAAAACAAUAAUAUAAAAAAAACUUUUUUUAGUAACACAACUUUUUUACAAGGUACAAUCCUUUGGAAUCUAAAAAAUGAUUAUUUAACAAAGUUAAAUACAACUUUACAAGUUUGAGACAACAAAAUCAAAGCCAUGAAUCUUGAAGAAGGUAAACAAUUAUUAAUUGAAAAACUUCAACAAAAAAGACUUCUUAUCAUCUUUGAUGAUGUUUUAAAUCAUGAAGAUAUGAAAAAAGUAGUGGAUAUUACAAUGAUAAGUGUAAGAAAAAGUAAAUUUAUAGUCACGAGUCAUGAAUGGAAUAUAUUGAAAAAAUUUUUAAGUGAAUCAAGCAAAAUAGAAUUAAGUUUACUUAAUGAGAGUUCAAGUAUGGAAAUAUUUUUUAAGCAUGCUUUUAAGGAUGGACCCUUCUAUAUGCCACAUUUAUAUGAAUUUUCUAAAGAAGUAAUCAAUGCUUGUGCUGGAUAUCCUUUGAAUUUAGAAAUUGUUGAUUCUUCUUUAAAAGGACAAACAAGACUUCGUGUGUGGGAGCAGGCUUUGCAAAGAUUAAAAAGAGCUAGUACAUAUUUGGAUAAUAAAGAUCUUUUGGCAAUGAUAAGGCCUAGUUUUGAUGACCUUAGAGAUGAAGAAAAGAUAAUAUUUUUGGAUUUAACAUGUUUUUUUAGUAAAGAUGUAUGGAUUGAGGACAUUAAUCAAGAUACAUUUUUCCAAUUUUAUGAAUAUGAGUUUGAAAACUGUGAAAAAAUAAUCACAUCUUUAAAAGAUAAGUCAUUUAUCAAAGUAGACAAAUUUAGAAUGAUAACCAUUCAUGACUUGUUACAAGACAUGGGUCGUAAGAUUUCUAGAGAAGAAUUCAAGGAUGUUCGAAAAUGGAAUGAGAAUUGUACAUUAUUUGCCAAUUUUGAAUCAAAGGAUGUGAGAAUUUGGAAGAAAUACCUAUGGGAUUGAAGCAUCUCUCAUCUUUGCAAAGAUUAUCAUUUGAAGAUUGUACAAAGUUAAUGAUUAAAGGUGAUACCUUUAAUGCAUUGACAUCUUUGACACACUUAGAUUUGAGCGGUUGUGUUAAAUUGGAAAAAAUAGACAACGA